Messenger RNA from Notechis scutatus (mainland tiger snake), 636 nucleotides. Lineage: Eukaryota; Metazoa; Chordata; Lepidosauria; Squamata; Elapidae. The record is from RefSeq and is a predicted model, not a curated record.
AUGAUGCAGGAUGGAUAUGAUAGCACUCUUCAAAUAUCUGAAAGGAUAUCACAUAUAGAAGAAAAUCUGGAUCUUCUCUUUCUGUUUCAGAUGCCAGUCUGGAGUUCCAUCAUCUCCCUCUUUCAGAUGGUUUCUCGUCAGAAAGUAAUAACUGCCAAUGGCUACGGAGAAUCACACCUGAACCGCUGCCUCACUGUCUUGGAUUUAGUAGCCUUUGGGGUGGGCAGUACUCUAGGUGCAGGGGUAUAUGUCUUAGCAGGGGAAGUAGCCAAGAAUACCUCAGGACCUAGUAUUAUCGUUUCCUUUUUUAUUGCUGCUAUGGUAUCCAUUUUGGCAGGAUUUUGUUAUGCUGAAUUUGGAGCCCGGGUGCCUCUGGCAGGAUCAGCCUAUUUGUACAGCUACGUCACAGUUGGAGAGCUAUGUGCAUUCGUCACUGGGUGGAACCUGCUAUUGUCCUAUGUAAUUGGAGCUUCCAGUAUAGCCAGAGCAUGGAGUGCUACUUUUGAUGAGAUUUUGGGCAAAAACCUGGGGAAUGUUUUCAACAUACAUCUGACCCUGAGCAUCCCAGGUCUGGCUGAAUAUCCAGAUAUCUUCGCUGUUUGCCUCAUUUUUCUGGUGACAGGCAGCCCUAAAUGA